UUGACACAUUGCCCCCUGUCAUAUGACUGCUGCUUAUUUCCUGGUCCGACGCCGCUGUCCUGAAGCAGUUGUCAGCUCUUUCCACAGUAGAUCACUUGAAAUCGACGCCCAGCCAUGUCCCCAUAUGCUGCAUUUGUCUUAUUCCUUCUUAUCGGCCUCGCUGAUCCCUCUUCCCUCAAGUAUGAUCCUGACAUGGAUGACGCCAUUAGCACUUUGCUCACCACUACCGUAGCUCCAACAACGAUUACCACGACCACGGCGUCAACAACCACGGCGUCAACAACCACGGCGUCAACAACCACGGCGUCAACAACCACGGCGUCAACAACCACCACAACAACCACGGCGUCAACAACCACGGCGUCAACAACUACGGCGUCAACAACUACCACAACCACCACUGAGGCGCCAAAAACCACGACUAGUUCUCCAAACACGACUUCUUCUGCCCCAAAUACCACUUCUACUGCGCCUACUACCACCACCCCUGCACCAACUCUCCCUACUCCCACCUCCAAUCUUUAUCGAGUCAAAAAUGACAAUGUCACCUGUCUGAUGGUCAAGUUUGGUCUUCGUUUUGGUUAUCAAGGAGUUAAAUAUGAGGAGAUGAAUUUUGAGCUCACGAAUCAAACUAUUGUCAAUGGGUCUUGUGGGGUGAACAGCAGUGAACUGUUGAUACAAGCUGACACACUGACCCUCAAGUUUACCUUCAAAAAUGACACAAAGAAGUUCAGCCUCCAUGCGCUAAAUGCCACUGGAAAGACGAGCUCUGGUGUGCCAUUCACAGAAGCCAACAGCAACUUGACCCUCUGGCAAGCAACUCUUGGCAACUCCUACAUGUGCAACAAGGAGCAGAAUUAUACUAUCACCAAACAGCUGACAAUCUUCACCUUUGAACUCCAAGUGCAGCCAUUUGGAGUCAGAAAGGAUUCUUUUAGUACGGCCCAGGAGUGUUCUUUGGAUGACACCAGCAUCUUAAUCCCAAUCGUUGUUGGCGCAGCCCUGGCUGGCUUGAUUCUCAUUGUAGUGAUUGCAUAUGUGAUUGGCCGAAGAAAAACUUAUGUCGGAUAUCAGACUCUUUAAUUCCAAUUGUAAUAGGUCAGUUUCAGGGUUUCCAAGCAUGGUCCUUAUGCUUUCAAAAGUUAAUAAUGCAUUAUCAAUGAAACCAAACAAAAAAAAAAAGCUUUUGUUGGAAAAUGUGUCAAAUCAAAAACAAGAACAGCACAUUGUUUGAAUAUGAAUGGUCUUGGAUUAUUAUAAAUUAGCCCUAUAUUUGCUUCACAAGGACCAAUCUUGUCUACCCAGUGUUAGUCCUCAUUUCUGUCUUUUUUUUUUUUCCGUGAAUAAUAAGGCGUGUUUAAACUAUCAAAUUGGUAUGCCCAGUAUACUUCAACACUUCCAAGAUCAUACACUUUCUCACAAUUAAUCAUUCCCCCUUGUUUUAUGUUAAAAGCUUAAAACCUCUCAACAAGCAACAUUCUCAAAAGCCCAUUUCACUUCUGUGUUAUUAGAAAAUGUUAACUAGUGAUGGCCUAUUUCAUAUGGUAAGAGGGAAAUGGUCUAAUGUUUUCUCCUGCUGAGCAGGUGUAAACAUGGCAUUAGUACAGCUUUGUUGUAUACAUGGGAAAUUUAGUAAUUACCCUUGUGUUAAAAAGUGCAUAAGGUGGAAUUAAAUAGAGGACACCAAGAAAUUGAAUUUACCUGACACUGUUGUGCCCCAUCAAAAUUAUAAGUCAAAUGUCGGUUAAAAAAGGUUUCUCACUCUUGCACAAGCUGAUGCAUUCAGGUCAGCUGUUUUAUUUGCUAUCUUAGUACUUUUGGCAUUCUAGGUAUUGAAAAAGGGAUUGCUUAUUGUGUGGAUUAUCACUUUUCAUCUUAUUUGAGAAGUAAUUCUGUUGCACUAAGUCUGUUUAUUGUAGUAAAUAUAUGCCAUUGUGUUUUUGUGAGGGAGGUCCACUUUAUGCUCUAAAUUCUGUAGCUUCACUUCAACGGGCUUUCAAAGACUAAGCCUAAAUAUUGGAAUGUUCGAUGAGAAAAAUAUACUAUGGUUGAGAAAUGAGAACAAAAAUAUCUUAAUAUUUCCUGAAAUAUAAUAUCUGGUAAUUUGGCGAGCAAUUUGUUGAAGAGUUCAGAAAAAUCAGGGUGAAGUGCAGCCUCCAAAGAACAGUUUUUUCUUAAGAUAGUAAGACAAUGCACCACGACAGCUGCUGUGUACUGUCAGCCCUAGAGCUCGGAGUUUGGAGCUGGGCACACAUGUAUUUGUGAACAAAUGGAAUUGUAUGCCUUUUUAAUGUUGCGUAACAUAUUGAGUGGAGCCUGUUGUGUGUAUAGUUACUCUCUGAAAAGAAGAUUUUGCUGUAUGCUGACUUUGCCUUAAUUUCACUUGGUGGUUUUGCAGCACUAAGACUUGUAACCAGUAAACCAAGCCAUCAUACAUUUAAUUUGUUGUCUCUAUUAGAUCGUACAUAUUUCUGAUAUUGAAAUGUGUUGAAACUGUCUUUUUUUUUUUUUUUUUUUUUUUUUUUUUUUUUUUGCUUUUUGCUUUUUGUUUGUUUGUUUGUUUUUGUUAAUUUGGAAAAAAACAAAACAUAAUAACAAUAAUAAAUGUAAAGGGAACUGUGCAGCAAGACCUUCUUGAUGAAUAUCAGCACAGCUGAUUUAAUCUCCAAUCUUAAUACAAUAAACUGGAUUGAAAAUGGUGAA
This is a messenger RNA of Boleophthalmus pectinirostris (great blue-spotted mudskipper), 2703 nucleotides long. It is a transcript of the gene lamp2, whose product is annotated as lysosomal-associated membrane protein 2. Gene Ontology annotation, cellular component: autophagosome membrane. Gene Ontology annotation, biological process: autophagosome maturation; protein targeting to lysosome involved in chaperone-mediated autophagy; cellular response to starvation. The transcript is spliced from 6 exons. Bases 115 to 1083 code for a protein of 322 amino acids. The record is from RefSeq and is a predicted model, not a curated record. NCBI's taxonomy places the organism in Eukaryota, Metazoa, Chordata, Actinopteri, Gobiiformes, Gobiidae.